Messenger RNA from Chara braunii, 1342 nucleotides. The record is from the annotation of a GenBank genome assembly. Lineage: Eukaryota; Viridiplantae; Streptophyta; Charophyceae; Charales; Characeae.
GCAUGUCAGAACACACAUCUGCAGUGGUCACGUGCGAGGGCGGCUGCAGAGGUGAAUUUCAUGGCUGACGUGGGGAGGAGAUUGCCUCUGCUGGUACUCGCUGUCGUCGUCUUCCUGAUUAUCGUCUUCCUCCACGUGUGUUUGUCGUGGUGGCUGUGGAAACAACAACGCAAGAGGAGGGCUUCGACGAGACGGGCGGCAGGGGAACGUCUAAUGGCGGGCAUGCAGGCACGAGCGGCUACUGCCGCAGGUCAGGGAGGAGUUCGAUCUUCGGCGCCGGAGCCUCGAAGGCAGUACGACCCGUCCAUGUACACCCAUCUGGAGUCGUGGGAUACGCCAUUGCCCCCGUCGGACGAGGAGCCGGAGAAGGAAAAACUUUCAACGUUGCCUCUCGUCAGCGGCUCGACUCAGUUCUGGUCGCAGACAAUGCGAGCAGGCGGGUUGGCUCACGACGAAGGGGGCGAGUUCACGUCAUUGCUGCAUCAAGGCUUGCGGGACGACGACGGCGGAGGAGUUGAUAUGAGGUUCGGGUUGUGUUCUGGCGGCGGCAGGGAGGCGAGCCGUACGUUCAUCAUCGACGGAGUUCGUUCGGCACGUGGCGUUGAACAUGGUGGAAGCCUGCAUACGGAGCAGUCCACACUUCGUCGCGCUGCACCCGUGACUCGCGCGGUCGGGCCAUCGGCAGCGGGACGGCAGCAUGGAUCGACUGCUCCCCGAGGUGGCGUGAGCGACGACGUCGGGAAGUCUCCGACGUACUGGUCUGCAGAAGACCAAAUGCUCCUGGUGCGAUGCAAGCGGGAGCAAGAUAUGCACCUCGCCAGCUUGUCUCACAAUUACGGGCGGAUGAAGAUGAAAGAGUGGAAGUGGGACGACAUGUCGAAGCGGAUGGCGAAUGCGGGGAGGCCGAAGGACGCUGACGACUGCAUGAAGAAGUGGGACAAUCUGUUCCAGAACUACAAGAAAAUUCAGAGGUUUCAGAAUGCCAGCGGGCGGCCAGAUUUUUUCAGGCUGACGAACGAAGAGAGGAAGGAGCACAACUUCAAGUUCCGGAUGGACAGGGCGCUGUACAACGAGAUCCACGCAGGCAUGGUGGGGAACCACACGAUUUUCCCUCCCAACGUUGUCGACACCGGCAGUCCGGAGGCUGCAUCAGGUACUGCCACCAAUGUUUUUGUGUAUGUGGGACCCCGGACUUGGUUUGCAGCAGGUGAUUCCCCCCGACCAAGAGAUGGGGCCCUCCGCGCAAACACUAGACGUGUCUUCUCUUACCAGCACUCUAGUGGAUGACGGGGUCGUCUUUUGUUAAAAAAAAAAGAAGAAAAAACAAAAGGCCGUUCCCAGC